AUGAAGAGAAACCUAAAUGAAAAUUCAACUCGAAGUACAGCAGGCUGUUUGCAGGUACCAUUGUUCAAUCAGAAAAAGAGAAACAGACAACCAUUAACUUCUAAUCCGCUGAAAAAUGAUCCAGGUAUUGGUAUUGCUUCUGAAAGUUAUGAUUGCCCUCCUGUACCAACAGAUUGGGCCUGGGAAGCUGUGACUCCAGAAUUAGCUCAUUUAAAGGACACAAUGAACCCAGGGCCAACAUCACCUUCAGUUUCUUGUCCUCUGAGAAGUGAAGAUUCAAUGUCUAAAUAUGUUCAGUCAUAUACUGAAAGAAACACAAGUGAUUGGAGCUACAGAGAUGAUGACAAAAAUACCAGCUUGCAUACUUGGGAUGCAAAUUAUUUUAGACCUCAAUUUAAAAAAAAUGUGAUGGCAAAGGAUACAUUCAGUUCUUGUCCAGUGAGUUUGGGAACUCAACCACAAAAGCAAUUAAGAAUAUCUGAACCUUCUAAUUUAUCUGGUCACAAAGAAACUGAGAUCCUCAGACAAACAAGCUUCUCAAAAAUGUCUGGUACCACAAAAAAAGGCUUGGAUAAGAACAGCAGAUUGCAGGCAUUUAAGCCUAAUUUUCAACAAAAUCAAUUUAAGAAAAAAACCUUGGAUGAUAUUUCAGAAGAAAACACUCUGAAGAAAACUCCUUUGCAUCAGUUACAGUAUGAGGCUAAAAACAGUUCUUUAAGAAUUAUUUCUGCAGUUAUUGAAAGCAUGAAAUACUGGCGCAAACAUACACAGAAAUCUGUACUACUUUUUGAAUUAUUAGCUGUCCUUGAUUCAGCUGUUACAUCUGGUCCAUACUAUUCGAAGACCUUUCUUAUGAGAGAUGGAAAAAAUACACUGCCUUGUGUGUUUUAUGAAAUUGAUUGUGAGCUUCCAAGACUGAUUAGAGGCCGAGUUCACAGAUGUGUUGGAAACUAUGAGCCAGAAAAGAACAUUUUCAAAUGUGUUUCUGUCAGACCAGCAUCUGUUUGUGAGCAAAAAACAUUCCAAGCAUUUGUUAAAAUUGUAGAUGCUGAGAUGAAGUAUUAUACAAAAGCAAUGAAUGAAAUUUAA
Dipodomys ordii (Ord's kangaroo rat) is the source of this 1089-nucleotide messenger RNA. RefSeq names its product spermatogenesis associated 22 (gene Spata22). The transcript is spliced from 8 exons. The coding region runs from base 1 to 1089 and encodes 362 amino acids. The record is from RefSeq and is a predicted model, not a curated record. Gene Ontology annotation, biological process: meiotic DNA repair synthesis; gamete generation; regulation of meiotic cell cycle. NCBI's taxonomy places the organism in Eukaryota, Metazoa, Chordata, Mammalia, Rodentia, Heteromyidae.